UGCUUCAUAGUAGUACGCAGGCGCCAACGGUUGGCGGGGGUGCGCGCGCGCUGGUUUGAAUAUUCCGUCGUUUUGUUUUAUCGGUGGCGCGGAGAUGGCAGCCAGAGUGAACGGGAACGUGAAGAUUCGGCCGAGACUGGCUAACGAUGAUGUGGAGCUUUUGCAGCAAGCGGUUGAAUAUUUUACUACUGUGAAGGAACGAACUCCAUCAAAUGGAAAUCUUCAUCUAGACACAAUUGAAGGCAUUGCUUUUGAGAGAGGCUUGCCCCCGGAUGUAAUUGAGUCACUUCUGGAUGUGGUUAUGAGUGCCAGACUUGUUGACAGGUUUAAUACACGCCUUUUAAAGUGCCUUAUUCCAGCUUCUGUAGUCCCUGAAUGUGCAGUGACAAAUGCUAUCUCUUGGAUGUGUACAAGAAAACCUUCCAUCAAUGUCCAGGUGCUGUUUAUCAGAUGGUUAUUAACCGUUUUUGAUCUUUUGGACUCAAAGAAGCAAUUGCAUUCAUUGUAUGGCAUCAUUUUCUUCUACCUUCAAAAUGACAAGUUGUGUCCAUAUAUAUGUCAUCUAUUGUACCUGCUAACUAAAAAGGAAAACGUUAAACGAUUCAGAGUCAAGAAGCUGAUUGCUCUGCAGGCCAAAAUGGGAAUGCAAUCAAAUCUGAUGGCUCUUAUUUUGCUGUAUAAGAUCCAUGCACCUGAAUAUGUAUCAUUGACAUGUCCUCGACGACUCAAGAAUUUGCAAGUGUCUCGGUCAUUCUGGAAGAAAGCCAUUGAAAGGGUUCAGAAUAAUGGUUGUAGGCAGUUGUCUGGAACCCCAGAACUGGUGAAUAUAACAGAGCCUCCAAUGCGGAAAAGGAAAAAGAAGAUGCAUCGUGAAUUGAUUCCAGUUGUCAGCAGUGCUCCACACUUGACAGAACUGUCUGGUUCUCUGAUGCAGAGUACAAGUUUUCCUUUGGAACAAUUAGCCACAUUCUCCCAACUAUUGGAUAACUUUGAUCGAAUAGAGUUCCCGGCACAGAUGGGCUCUCUGAUGCGAUCUCCUCUAUUGCUUCAUUACAUUAAUUGGGUAAAAGAUGACACUGCACUUCUGCGGCUUGAUUUCUGGCUGGCUCAAACUCUUCAGGAAGAGUUCGCAGACUGUAGUGGUGACUCGUUGCAGAAGGAAAAAGAAUUCAUAGAAUUUCUAAAUAUCAUCAUUAGAACUCAAGAAUUUCUACAGGAAGGAUUUUCAUGCUGUGAGGACUUUGCAUUCAAGAGCUUAUCUCUUUAUGAUAGUUCGUGGUGUAGCUCUCAGAUCCUUGCCUUGCUCACGAGGAUUUCACCAAGCACUGAUGUGAUUUCCUUUUAUUUUGAUCCAUUAAUGAAGCUGUUCUUCACUUCCUCAAUUUAUUUUAAGUGCAGCGUAAUUGAGAGUCUCACCAGCCUAUUGAUGAAAUGGCUAACCUGGCAUUGUGUGUGUGUAGCUGAUUUGGACAGAGAUAUUCCCAAUGUUUUAGAAAGUCCACAGAAUGUUUCUCUUUCUGGAUUGGUGAAUUCAGUUUCUGAACUUGUGGAAUUUACUGCAAGAAUUUCAGUCGUAGCACUUCAGAUGGAGGCCUACAGCAGUCUGCUGUUGCAUUUCAUUCUCAAUUUCUAUGAGACGGUAUCUGAUAUGUAUUUGAAAUACAGUCUGCCCCUGGUGAUUUUGCCACCUGCUGGUAUAAUUUAUCCAGCACUACUGAGUUUGGAAUCGGUGAGUCUGAAUCAGCUGUGUCACAUUAUGUACAGGUACCGGACAAAUCUAACCGCUUUGAAAUCCUUGGAUUUGAGUACAAAUGUACAAAUAGGUUUGAAGGUGAAUAGGAAAACAUUUCAGCAGUAUAAUGCAUUUAUGAAAACUGCCGUCAGCUGCUUGUGGACAUCAAGAAACUUUGAGCAAGACAUUCAUCCUAUGGGUAUUGGAAUUGAAUAUAAUCUGCUCGCACAGACCAAGGUUCCAGACUCCCUGAGCAGUUUUACUCUUGUUAAGCAUCCAGCGCUCAUGGGACAUGCCAUAAAUUUUACUCAAAAGGGAUGGCCCAAUGGAAAGAAACGAUUACAUGCAAUACAGGGAAAGAUAUGGAACUGGUAUGUCAAGUACUUAUACAACCAAGGACUUGAUGGACUUAAACAUUUCCUUGAAUCUUGCAUCCACACAGUGUCCACUUCAGAACAUUAAACUACAAGCUAUGGCACUACUGAACUGUACUAUUGAAUAUUUUAAGAGAUUCCACAGCAUCUAUCUGCUUUUAUUAAAUACACAAGAUGCCCAGCUGCUUCCUGCAUAAUUGUCUGCACAAUAAGUGGAGGAUUGAUAUUAAAUGAAGAGGAACUGGUACAUUUGUUGAUCCAAACACACAUCAUAGCUGACCUUGCAGGUUUGCUGUACUGUCCAGGAAUCUGCAGAGCACAAUGUAUAAAUAGUAAAAUGUAGUGUUGCAUUGAAUUAUACUUUUAAUGAUCCAAGAUAUCGGAGAAGGAUGGCACAAAUCACCAGAUUUUGUGGAACUUUUCAUGCUACACAUUAUUUUAUUGAAAUAUAUGUUAUGUAAAGUACAUAAAGUGAACACUGACAGGCAGAGCAUGAAGUGGUUGGGAAUGGCAUUGGACAAUUACUGUGAGAUGGUUUUAACAUUUUGCAAAAUUGUGUUUAUAAAUAAUUUAAUUGCUCACUUAUCAGUAAAAUGUUAGCUUUGCUUUUCGUUGUUCUUCAUUUGUUAGCACUAUAUUGUUUUCCUCGAGCAAGGUGAACCAUUUGUAAGAUUUUUCUGAAAUGAUCUCUGUCUAUCAUAAACAUUUGGAAUGUACAACUGUACUUUGUUGAUGUCCCAGUACGUGGACAAAGUAUCUUGCCAAGCAUUUUGCUUUUUGAAAUGUAGUUAAGUUGGUAAAUGAAUUGAUUUGACUAAGUUGUUAUUACAGUACUUACAAUUUAAUAUUGCUAUGAUUGAUUUUUUUAAGUGUCUUUUCAAAACUAAAAUCAGAAUUGUGAAAUGUCACUUACUGAUGCAUCAGGUAUUUGUAGGACAAAGAAAGAAAUUACAUUUUUAUAGUGAUGCCUAAAAUUUCAGUUAUAGAUGGCAUUUCCUUCCCAAAGUGUUAUAGAUUCAAGAUAAAUUUCUUUCUAAUAAUGACUGUUCAAAGUAAUAUUUGAAAUGGAACCUGACAGCUGAAAGAAAUUGGCUUGCAACCAUGCAGAACUUAAAACAAAGUAUAAGGAGUGCUAUUUAUUAUUUAAAGAAUACCUUGCAAUUUAUUUUUCCUCCAGUUCCAAACAUGGUAAAUGUAGAAUGUAUAUACAACUGUUUAUCGAAACUUAAACCUAAAGGAUUUUUGUAGGAUUGUCUUGUUCACUGAUGUUAAUGCCACUGCUCCAGAGGUUUCAGCAGUUUUCAUUUUGCUGGUUGCCUUUGUAUUUAUGCCACUGGUGUUAUUUGCCUGAUCUGAAGUGUUUGUCCAUGAUGGGCAAUGGAAAAUAGUAUUGAUAUUGGAAAGCAACUGGCUUAAGAGGAGGAAAUUAAGUCGUUAUUUUCUUCUCAAGUUAUCUGAACUGCACGUAAAGGGGUGUCACCGAUUUACAAAUAUCUGAUGUAUGAAUGCUUGUACUGAUAUAUGUGAUCCUACAUGGACAUAUAAUUUUAAAGAUCUUACAAACAAACAUUUCCUGUA
This is a messenger RNA of Chiloscyllium plagiosum (whitespotted bambooshark), 3684 nucleotides long. It is a transcript of the gene cenpi, whose product is annotated as centromere protein I. Gene Ontology annotation, cellular component: kinetochore; inner kinetochore. The record is from RefSeq and is a predicted model, not a curated record. NCBI's taxonomy places the organism in Eukaryota, Metazoa, Chordata, Chondrichthyes, Orectolobiformes, Hemiscylliidae. Gene Ontology annotation, biological process: CENP-A containing chromatin assembly; mitotic sister chromatid segregation.